GUUGUGGUUGGAGGGGAAGAACAAGCCUUGACGUAAUUUUUUUUGUAGUCACUGUGGGUCACUUGCAGCAGAGGAAAGAAGAGGGAAGGAAUAGCAGUGGAGGAAAUCCCAGAUGAAGUCUGGUCAAUGUGCUGUAAAUAAUUUUAAAAACUCUCGUUUGGAUGUUGUGCAAGAGAGGGUGGCUGAACCCCUUACUUGUUACUGGUCAUAAACGAAAGCUUGAAGAAGAUGAUAUGUAUAAAGUGCUGGCUGAAGAUUCAUCAGAGAGGCUUGGAGAAGAGUUGCAAUGGUACUGGGAUAAAGAGGUGCAAAAAGCUAAAAAAGAAGCAAGAACACCACAUUUAACAAAAGCAAUCGUACUUUGUUAUUGGAAAUCCUAUUUAGCUUUGGGAUUGUUCACAUUGAUUGAGGCGCUUCGUCUCAGUAAUACAGCUUUGGGGAAAACUACCACAGGUCAAAUAGUAAAUUUUUUAUCAAAUGAUGUGAACAAAUUUGAUCAGGCAACCAUUUUCUUACACUUUUUAUGGGCUGGACCUCUUCAAGCUAUAGCAGUAACUGUGCUUCUGUGGAUUGAAAUAGGCCCAUCGUGCUUGGCAGGAAUGGCAAUUCUGAUUAUUCUCCUUCCUUUACAAACUGGUAUUGGGAGGCUGUUUUCUUCACUAAGGAGCAGAACUGCAGCCUUUACAGAUAUCAGGAUUAGGACAAUGAAUGAAGUCAUAACUGGUAUGAAGAUAAUAAAGAUGUAUGCCUGGGAAAAGUCAUUUGCAGAACUAGUUAGCAGUAUAAGAAGGAAGGAGAUUUCCAUGGUUCUUAAAAGCUCCUAUCUUCGAGGAUUGAACUUGGCAUCGUUUUUUGUUGCAAGCAAAAUAACAGUUUUUAUGACUUUCAUGACAUAUGUACUACUUGGCAAUGUUAUUUCUGCAAGUCGGGUGUUUGUGGCGGUGUCACUGUAUGGAGCGGUGAGACUAACAGUCACUCUCUUCUUCCCUGCGGCUGUUGAGAAAGCAUCCGAGGCAAUGGUCAGCAUACGACGAAUUAAGAACUUUCUAAUACUUGAUGAGGUUUCACAGGACAAUCUGCAACCGGAGAACAGCAGUGAAAAUGUCCUGGUAGAUGCUCAAGAUUUGACUUGUUAUUGGGAUAAGAGUUUGGAAAUCCCGACUCUUCAGCAACUUUCUUUCACUGUCAGACCAGGAGAAUUAUUGGCUGUGAUUGGUCCUGUGGGAGCUGGGAAAUCAUCUCUCUUAAGUGCUGUACUUGGUGAACUACCUAGAGACAAAGGUUUGAUGGAUGUUAGAGGAAGAAUAGCUUAUGUUUCUCAGCAGCCCUGGAUUUUUCCUGGUACUGUAAGAAGUAAUAUACUAUUUGGCAGAGAAUAUGAGACAGAAAAGUAUGAAAAAGUUCUUAAAGUUUGUGCUCUUAAAAAAGACAUGGAAAUAUUAGAAGACGGAGACCUAACUAUGAUAGGAGAUCGUGGAGCUACACUGAGUGGUGGACAGAAAGCCCGUGUAAAUCUUGCUAGAGCAGUGUAUCAAGAUGCCGACAUAUACCUCUUGGAUGAUCCCCUGAGUGCAGUAGAUGCAGAAGUUAGCAGACACUUGUUUGAAAAGUGUAUAUAUCAGGCUUUGCACCGAAAAGUCUGUAUUUUAGUGACGCAUCAGUUGCAGUACCUCCAUGCUGUAAACCAAAUUUUGAUUUUAAAAGAGGGUAAAAUGGUGGGGAAAGGGACUUAUUCCGAGUUUCUAUACUCCGGAAUCGAUUUUGCUUCCCUUUUGAAAAAUAAUGAAGAGGAUGAACUGUCACCAAUUCCUGGAACCCCCAUGAUGAAGUUAGCAAGGAACCGUACCUUUUCACAGUCAUCUGUCUGGUCACAAGAUUCCUCAGUGCAUUCACAGAAAGAUGGUGCAACAGAACAGCCACCUGCUGAACCUUUGGUGACUGCACUGCCAGAAGAAACUCGGACUGAGGGAAAAAUAAACUUUAAGAUUUACAGAAAAUAUUUUGCUGCUGGAGCAAACUACUUUGUAAUUUUUAUUCUUUUACUUCUAAAUAUUUUGGCACAGGUUGCUUUUGUGCUUCAGGAUUGGUGGCUUUCAUACUGGUCAAACCAGCAAGAAAAGCUGAAUGUCACAUCACAUGGAAAUAAUGGAAUAAACGAGACUAGACAUCUAGAUCUUGGCCUGUAUUUAGGAAUUUAUGCAGGCUUGACUGUGGCUACAGUACUGUUUGGCAUAUUGAGAAGUCUGUUGGUAUUCACAGUACUUGUAAAUGCUGGUCAAACUCUGCACAACAAAAUGUUUCAGUCACUUUUGAACGCUCCCAUGUUGUUCUUUGACAGAAACCCUAUAGGGAGAAUCCUAAAUCGUUUUUCCAAAGACAUUGGCCAUCUGGAUGAUUUGCUUCCAUUUACAAUUUUGGACUUCAUGCAGACUCUCCUACAGAUUUUUGGUGUGGUAGCUGUGGCGGUGGCAGUGAUCCCUUGGAUGCUCAUCCCUUUAGUUCCACUGUGUAUUCUUUUCAUUUUUCUUCGACGGUAUUUCUUAGACACAGCAAGAGACAUUAAACGUCUGGAAUCCACAACUCGAAGUCCAGUAUUCUCCCACUUAUCAUCUUCUCUCCAGGGACUUUGGACUAUUCGUGCUUUCAAGGCAGAGCAGAGAUUCCAGGAAUUAUUUGAUGCCCACCAAGAUCUUCACUCGGGUUUGUCAUGAGUAGACAUGAACAACUAAAUAUGUAGCUCUCUCAAAGGGAAAUUCUUUCUCCCUCUAGUAUACAGCUUAAAUGCACAGCUCCUACUGAUUUUAAUCUCUCUCUCUCUCUCGCGGGCAAAAUCUCUUCUUUAGUAUAUUUCAUAGCAGUGUGUUCGGUCUUUCUGGAUUUGUAAUAUUCACUUUGUACUCUUGAAUAGUUUCAGGUAUUCAAGGAUGCAUCAUAACAAUAUUUAAGAUAAACAUUUUAAAUUAUACCCAAUACAUAUAUUUAAAGUAUCGUUUUUCCACCACGUUCAGGUGUCUAGACUAAAAACUUGACCUAUAUGAGGGUUGGACUAGAUGAUCUCCUGAUGUCUCUUCCAACUGUUAUCUUCUAUGAUUCUCUAUAUUGGGUUGACUUACACUCACUGCAGUAAUUACUGUGGUGGUGCAUGACCACACUACCCUUAUUGGGUCAGUGGUGUAUGUCGUCACCAGGAGCGCUUCCACCCAUAUUAGAGGGGCAGCUGUGGGGAGCGGCGAAUCCAGUCUCUCAGCUCUGCUGGCUGCUCCCUACUGGGAGCCCAGCUGUCUGCCCAGCCCUUUGGCACCCAGUUCUCUAACAGAAACAGUGAGGAAGCCACUCAGAACCUCUUGCCUCCCUGUUACUUUCUUGGAGUGGGGUCCAGCCACCCAGGCUUCUUGCCCUGAAUCCCAAGCAGAAACAGCUCUCCAAGGGAGCGAGAACAGCUGGGCUCUAGCUGUUUGACUUUCAUGUCAAUUUCAUGGCAAUCUGUGAAACUACCAAGGCAGCUAACAGCCUAUGUAGGUAACACCAUGUACACACACAGCAUUGCAUUUAAUACACCUACGGCUUUUGUGGAGGCGAACUUAUAAUGUCUGUGUAGCUGAGUACUUACAUUGAUGGGAGAAGGCUGUAGAGCAAACAUUGACAUCAUUAGAUUGGGUAUAAGCAGCCUUACACUGACCUGAGGGGGUAGUGUAAACCAGGCCUAAAAACUGUACAAAAAUAUUUAGUGUAAAUUAUUCUCCCGAACAAUAUAGAAAUCUGUUACUCUCUUAGCUUUUUUUAUCUGAGUAAUUUUAAGAGCUCCUGGCCAUGUUAAUCCUGUAGAUUAAUGUAGAUUAAUGUCUUCUU
Molecule: messenger RNA, 3849 nt
Organism: Pelodiscus sinensis (Chinese soft-shelled turtle)
Lineage: Eukaryota; Metazoa; Chordata; Testudines; Trionychidae
Source: RefSeq, a predicted model, not a curated record